AUGAAGACCGUGGCGGCUCUGUUGUCAAUGGCCGCUAUGGCCCACGCUCUAGUAGCGACCACCUCCGAGCCAUCGCUCAGUCAGAUCAAGAACGCGGCGGCAACAACCUUGCCUGAAUCUCCCGUUUCAAACGUCAAAGGUGUUGCUUUUGAUCGCUUCUACCAGAUUUGGAUGGAGAAUGUGGCGUAUACCGAUUCGGCGGCUGAUCCCAACAUGCAAUGGCUUGCCUCCCAGGGAAUUCUGCUGACCAACUACCAUGGCGUUACUCACCCGUCGGAGCCAAAUUACUGUGCUGCAGGCGGUGGUGAUACCUUUGGGAUGGAUUGGGACGACUGGACACAGAUUCCUUCAAACAUAUCUGCUGUCCCAGAUCUAUUAGAUACUAAGGGUAUCUCUUGGGCUGCAUAUCAGGAGCAUAUGCCGUACCCUGGUUUCCAGGGCUUCAACUACUCCAAUCAAGAGACAUAUGAGGACGACUAUGUGCGUAGGCAUAACCCUGUGGUCCUCUAUGAUACUGUGGUCGUGAAUGAGACGCGUGCUCGUCAGAUCAAGAACUUUACCGACUUCGAAGAAGAUCUUGCAAACAACAAGCUUCCUCAGUGGGCUUUCUUCACGCCGAAUAUUACGAAUGAUGCCCACGAUACAAACAUUACCUUCGGGGCCAAGUGGGAGCGCCAUUGGAUGUCCGCUUUGCUGGCGAACGAGUACUUUAUGAACAACACCCUUGUCCUUCUUACUUUUGACGAAGAUAUGUAUGAUCUCAGUGACAAAAAUGCCACAUUCGAUCAGGGCAAUCGGGUUUAUAGCAUUUUGCUUGGUGGUAUUAUCCCGGAUGACUUGAAAGGCACUCAGGACGAUACGUUCUACACACACUACUCGAGCAUUGCAUCCAUAUCUGCUAACUGGGGUCUUCCUUCCCUGGGUCGCUGGGAUUGUGGUGCUAAUAUUUUCGAGAUUGUGGCCAACAAGACUGGCUAUAUUAACUAUGAUGUUGAUCUUACCAAUUUGUACCUAAACCAUACCUAUAAUGGCCCAUUGACCACCGGGAUGUUGGAAGAGUACUUUGGAGGUUCGUCUGACCUGAAGAAAGUGGCGGGCUCCGCAUGGACCUGGCCUGUUCCCAACACUGACGCUAAGUGCUCGGCUGGAAACGGUGUGCUGGAAGCGGUGAAGGAGACCUAUAGCGGCAUGAGUGCGACCUACAACUACACAUCUCCCUACCCUUGGGAUGAAGCCAGCGGCUAUAACGUCAAUGUAACCGCUACCCGCAAAACAUCCAACAGCACUUCCAACAGCAAUAGCUCCUCUACCAACGCGACUUCUACCACCUCUGGUGCCGGUCGCAGCACUAGAAUAAGCCUGGGUGCUACUUUUGGAAGUAUGGUUGCUCUCCUUGUUUUAUUGCAAUAG
Penicillium pulvis is the source of this 1410-nucleotide messenger RNA. RefSeq names its product Acid phosphatase. Gene Ontology annotation, biological process: phospholipid catabolic process. The transcript has 3 exons. Bases 1 to 1410 code for a protein of 469 amino acids. Lineage: Eukaryota; Fungi; Ascomycota; Eurotiomycetes; Eurotiales; Aspergillaceae. The record is from RefSeq and is a predicted model, not a curated record. Gene Ontology annotation, molecular function: hydrolase activity, acting on ester bonds.